This is a messenger RNA of Siniperca chuatsi (mandarin fish), 594 nucleotides long. RefSeq names its product hemoglobin embryonic subunit alpha. Gene Ontology annotation, molecular function: peroxidase activity; oxygen binding; heme binding. Gene Ontology annotation, biological process: hydrogen peroxide catabolic process; oxygen transport. The transcript has 3 exons. The record is from RefSeq and is a predicted model, not a curated record. The coding region runs from base 67 to 498 and encodes 143 amino acids. NCBI's taxonomy places the organism in Eukaryota, Metazoa, Chordata, Actinopteri, Centrarchiformes, Sinipercidae. Gene Ontology annotation, cellular component: blood microparticle; hemoglobin complex; haptoglobin-hemoglobin complex.
UUUUAUGCAUAAAAACCCCCCACGGUUUGGGCUGAUCGCGGCAUUCAACUUCAACCAACCAAAAGGAUGAGUCUCAGUGCUAAGGACAAGGGCGCAGUCAAGGCCUUCUGGGCUAAAGUGUCUGGAAAGGCGGAGGACAUCGGCUCUGAUGCUCUUUCCAGGAUGCUGGUGGUGUACCCGCAGACCAAGACCUACUUCUCCCACUGGAAGGACUUGAGCCCCGGCUCUGCCCCGGUGAAGAAGCACGGACAGACUGUGAUGUCUGGAGUUGCAGAUGCUGUGUCCAAAAUCGACGACCUGACUGCGGGUCUUCUGAACCUCAGUGAGCUGCAUGCCUUCACUCUGCGAGUGGACCCUGCUAACUUCAAGAUUCUCUCUCACAACAUCCUCGUGGUCAUGGCCAUCAUGUUCCCCAACGACUUCACCCCUGAGGUCCAUGUGGCUAUGGAUAAGUUCCUGGCUGCACUGGCUCGUGCCUUGUCUGAGAAAUACCGAUAAACUGCAAACAGAAGCAGGAGCAAAUGACGGACGGCAGCAUGGGCCUGGAUAUUCUCUGUCAGUCUGAAUAUCAAUAAAAGAUCAAAUGCAAUGCAA